AAAAAUAUCUAUCUAAUACAAACAUUUUCUCGGCAUUCAUCUAUACAGAAGCUCUUUUAACAUCUCAGAGUUGUUUGCUGAGACAAGAUGGCAAUGCUGGCAAUUUGGACAGCGGUCUUACUAUUAUUUGGAUUGUGUACUCCACCAUCACUGGGGGAUGAAGAGGACUGUUACCCACUGGAUAUGGCUCCAAACUCUGUUGAUGACAUGUACAAUGGCUGUGAAGAUAAGAUGAAAGGAAUAAUAGAGCCUCUGCUAAAUAAGGAGCAGCGAGAGGAAUUCAAAGAUGCCUGGAGUGCAGCACAGAACUACUAUAAGAGGAAGAUUGUAUACUACACGACUUUGUAUAAAUUGAAGUCAUUACUGUCAAAUACCCCAAAGCUGAAGAAAAAAGAAAUCAUGGCUGUUCAUGCUUACACCCUCGAGACACCAGCAUUAUACAGUAAAUUUAAUGUGGCAGUCCGAACACAAAAAUCUGAUUAUAAGACAGAAACUUUUAAAUAUCAUGCAGUGCAUUUCUUCCUCACAAUGGCCCUGCGCUCUCUCAACCACGACUUAAAGUGUGUCACCAGUUACCGGAGAACCAAGUGCAACUUUAAAACGGCCAUCAACAGUGAGAUUCGCUUUGGUGCUUUUACGUCAAGCACAGAGGGCUCUUAUCCUCCUGCUGAAUUUGGGGAAAAAUCAUGCUUUGAGAUUUACACCUGCUUUGGAGCAGACAUCUCAAAGUUCUCAAAGUUUCCACAAGAAAAAGAGGUUCUGAUUCCCCCAUAUGAGGUUUUUAAAGUAAAAGACAUAAAGAAAAGAUCUGCAACAAAUUCACUUCCGUGUGAUGUUGUCUAUAAACUAGAGAGCACAAAAGAACCACAUUCAAAUUUAAACUGUGCUCUCGCUAAAAAAUUGUCUGAAAGAUCAGGAGUGAAACAUCCAAUCGAUAAAAGUAGCACUGUGCACAGUUGGACAUAAUUUUAGACUUUUUUAAAGAUAUGGCUUAUGCAAUUGUAUUUUACACAGCAAAGUACUUAGAUCAUUGGUCUCAUUGGAUCAAUUAGUAUCAUGACAAGCAUACUGAGGUGAGAAUAUUUAAAAUUAUUAAUAUGUAAAAUUUAAAAUUAGAAAACUGUUUCAAAUGUAGAAUUGAAUAUGUAAGAGCGACAGGACACAGUUGAAGGGCUCAUUGGCUUGUGCAGCGACCAUUCACUUUGCUUUUCUAUUCCAUAAAGAAUAUAUCUGAACCCACACUUCUGCGUCUUUUCUGUCACUGCAAACCUAGACUUAAACUCAGUUAACUACUGUGUGUAUGGAGGAAAAUGCAAACUUUUAAUAAGGAAUAAAUCAUAAAAUGAUUACUUAAAUGUGCCAGUAUUUACAUCACCUAGAAAACACAUACAUAAGAAAUUCAUUGAAAUACAAUUAGCUUGUAGUACAAUAUUUACAUAGAUAACUCACCGAUUGGCACAACAUGAUCAUCUAUAUUCAUUUACAGUUUCAAUUAAACUUGCCUGUUGCUGGUUUCAAAUCUGACUGUAUAACAGGACUGUAUUGGAUUGAUAUGAUUCAUAUUUGAACCAAAAUCUAUUCAGUAUGAUUAGAUAUGAAUUAGAUUUUGAUCUUGUCUUAUAAGGAGACCUUUGUGAAUUGUGGAAUGCAUU
Fundulus heteroclitus (mummichog) is the source of this 1652-nucleotide messenger RNA. Its product is annotated as ecto-ADP-ribosyltransferase 5-like. Gene Ontology annotation, molecular function: NAD+ poly-ADP-ribosyltransferase activity; NAD+-protein-arginine ADP-ribosyltransferase activity. Lineage: Eukaryota; Metazoa; Chordata; Actinopteri; Cyprinodontiformes; Fundulidae. The transcript is spliced from 3 exons. The record is from RefSeq and is a predicted model, not a curated record. Bases 88 to 966 code for a protein of 292 amino acids.